Dufourea novaeangliae is the source of this 975-nucleotide messenger RNA. It is a transcript of the gene Nubp1, whose product is annotated as cytosolic Fe-S cluster assembly factor NUBP1 homolog. Gene Ontology annotation, molecular function: ATP-dependent FeS chaperone activity; 4 iron, 4 sulfur cluster binding; ATP binding. The coding region runs from base 1 to 975 and encodes 324 amino acids. The transcript is spliced from 7 exons. Lineage: Eukaryota; Metazoa; Arthropoda; Insecta; Hymenoptera; Halictidae. Gene Ontology annotation, biological process: iron-sulfur cluster assembly. The record is from RefSeq and is a predicted model, not a curated record. Gene Ontology annotation, cellular component: cytosol.
AUGGCGGAUGUACCUACCGAUGCACCGCAACAUUGUCCUGGCACAACUAGCAAAGAUGCAGGCAAAGGGUCCAUGUGUGCUGGAUGUCCAAAUCAAAUGCUGUGUGCAUCUGGUGUUACGAAGCAACCAGAUCCAAAUAUAGCUAUUGUCAAGGAAAAACUUUCUACAGUAAAAAAUAAAAUACUGGUAUUGUCUGGUAAAGGUGGUGUUGGUAAAAGUACUAUAACAUCAUUGAUAUCGAGGUCUUUAGCAGCAAGCAAUUCUAAUAUAAAUGUUGCUGUAUUAGACAUUGAUAUUUGUGGGCCAUCUCAGCCAAGAGUGCUAGGUGCAAUAGGAGAACAAGUUCAUCAAAGUGGAUCAGGAUGGUCUCCAGUAUAUAUAGAGGACAACUUAUCUUUAAUGUCUAUCGGAUUUUUGCUUGCUAGUCCUAAUGAAGCAGUAAUAUGGAGAGGACCAAAAAAGAAUGGGAUGAUUAGGCAAUUUUUGACAGAAGUUGACUGGGGCAGUUUGGAUUACCUUAUUUUGGAUACACCGCCAGGAACAUCCGACGAACAUUUAUCUGCGACAUCUUAUCUUAAAGAUGUCGGUAUUACAGGAGCAAUAAUCGUGACAACGCCACCGCAGGUUGCACUGUUGGACGUUAGAAAGGAGAUCGAUUUUUGUAGAAAAGUUAAGAUUCCAGUUUUAGGCGUCAUUGAAAAUAUGAGUAUUUUUACUUGCCCUAAAUGCAAGGAUUCUGUCGAGAUAUUUCCCGCGUCGACAGGCGGUGGUCGUGCGAUGGCCAAAGAAUUCAAUGUAGAUUUCUUUGGGUCUUUACCGUUAGAUCCACUUCUAGCCAGAUGUUGCGACGAAGGUAAAAACUUCCUAAUGGAAAUUCCAGAGUCGCCGACUGUUCUUGCGCUACUGGAUAUCGUUCAGAAAAUCGUGGAAAAAUGCGAAAAAGGAAAAGAAAUUUGUCAGAUUGACUUAUCGUGA